Molecule: messenger RNA, 4729 nt
Organism: Dreissena polymorpha
Lineage: Eukaryota; Metazoa; Mollusca; Bivalvia; Myida; Dreissenidae
Product: protein FAM166B-like
Exons: 8
Coding region: 197-1123 (308 amino acids)
Source: RefSeq, a predicted model, not a curated record
GGUACACAUCCUUAGCAACUGUUUAUCGCGCCUGUGACGACAAUUUGAUUGCAGGUGUCUUUUCCGUCUAACAGUGAUCGAUUGAUAGACGCAUUGAGUUGUGAAAGAGAAAAGAAUCAAAGACGGCGUUAGGAAUUAUAUGUGAGAGAAAUUGACGUUUACUUAAGGACGUGAUAGUCAACACUAAAGAUACACAAUGACAACAAUUGCUUUUGGAGGAGGGCCCACUUUACAACAGAGACGUGGAUUCACAUCUCUCAGGGACGGGACACAUGUCCCAGGGUACCGAGGAUACUGUCCGCAGAUCAAAUACCGAGUCGGAAAGACGUAUGGCACAGAUACACAUGAGCUUGCACAGACCCGUAUCCACGUACAUCCGACCCAGUCUGUGACACCAGGGGAGGGUGAGCCGCUGGUUCAACUCAGAAACACACUGCCAAAGCCCACCGGCGACAACAAGUACACAGAAUCCAUGGUGCCAGGAUACACAGGCUAUAUUCCACGAAUGACCUUCCGUUUUGGUGGCACCUACAAGACAGACUGUGACCUCAGUAUAGACGAGUACAUGACAAACAGGACCACUCAUGACCUCCGUCAGGGUGACUUGAGACGCUCCGUUACCAUGGUUCCACGUCUGACGGCCACAUCACAUGACCCACAGGUUCGAGACCAGUUGGACAGAUACCGGGACACUCACCCCACCAGGCCUAUGCUCAUGGAGGACCGCAGACCUCUCACUGAGCCACCGUUGCCAGGUUACAACGGCUACAUUCCACGUGUGAAGCCCACAGAGUUGGGACUCGGGCAUCGGUACCAUGUGGCAUGUGACAAUGGAUUCAAUGCGUUUGUGCAGGAGACAGCUCGUCACUCUAUGAACACGACCGGGGUCUUGCCUAAAGCAUUAGAACGGUUGCCAAGGGAACAGUUGCAGAGCGCCCCAGCAGCAUUUAACAGACGCCUUUACCAGAAAGAUGGAAUGGUGCCGAAAUACACAGGAUACAUCCCUCACCGCAGGUUUGUUUUUGGCAACACGUAUGGAGACACUACUCGAAGCCUGUCAAUAUGUUCCCAUGACGCACAGUCCUACGCAGAUCACGUUGCUCAAAAGUACGCAGUCAACUAGGUCACCUGUUUCUAUUUAUAGAACAUUACGCCGAAUGCAUUACGCCAACAUGGAAAUGAGCUCAUGUAGUAACUAACUCCUCUGUACGAUUCCCAUGGUAGUGUUUUUUAUUUCAUUAGGGCCUUUAUUCACUAAUGUCUAUAAGGAAAUCUGUACUUUAUUAGUACUUACGUGAACAUUUAUAGCAAUGUUUCUAUGUGAAAUGUAUUAAUGCAUGGUUAUAGCAAGAAUCACUUUAUAUCUAAGCAAUAUUGAGAAGUCGUGUACCACAUAAUCACAGGGCUUUCUCUGACAUUUGCCAAACGAACCAAUAGCUACAAAUAAAAUAUCCAAACAUAAUAAGAAUUAAGACAUAAAAAAGUAAAUUUGGCUAAAGGAAAUUUUGAGCAGAAGGAGCCCUAAAUCGCAGGAAAGCUAAAAACUUAGACAAAUUUAAAAAAAUAAUGGAAUUUUAAGAUUUCUUUCAGAUGAUAUCUGAAUAGGGGCCCUGGUAAAAGCCAUGGUGGUUCAUAGGCCCCAAUUGUGUACCUUAAGCCUGUUUUGAUUCAUUUGAUUGACAUAUUGUUUUUAUCUAUCAUACGUCAUUGUUUCCAUGUAAGAAUUAGAAAUAAACUACGCUAUUCAUACACUUUCAUUUUUUAUUUAUUUUUUUAUUUCUUGGAAAUGUAUAAAUCAGCCAUUUAAUAUUGGCUUUAACAUAUCUCCUUUUGACAAAAUGAUGUAAAUUGUCAGUGAUUUUCAUUCAUCUAGGCAAUGUUUAAUGUUUUUGAAUGUGAAUAAUUAUGCAAGAUUUUAGCAUGUUCAUACAAUCAACCUUUUAAAUAUGUAUGUAUUUAAGAUAUUAUGAUUUCUCAGUAUCAAAAUUAAAAUUGAUUGAUUUUCUUCAUAACACAAGUUUACAACAUGGUUUUGAAACUCAUUUAUUUCUAAUUAGAGUGUCAUUGUCCAGGAAUACAACAAAGUGUGUCACUAUUCUUUUGUAGAUUUAUCAAUACCUUGUAUUAACUUUUGUAACCUCAACUUUUUGGGUAUUGGUUUGAAUUUUAAAAAAUUACAGUGCACCAUGGGUACAGAAGACGAUUGGUUGUAUGUUAAAUUACAAACAGAUAUGUUAAAUAAUGUGACUAUGCAUAAUAGUCAGGAACUUGUUGUAACUUAAUAAUGACUUUUUGGCAUUGGUUAAUAAUCAAUGAAUGGUACAAUAAAUAUCGGGUCAAGUGGUAAAGAAUGUUACCCUUUCCCACUCAGAAGCUUAGAUAAGUGAACAUGGCUAUGUGCAAACAGCAUAAAACCAGAACAGCCUGCGAGUAACUCACAUUAUGUUCAGGUUUUAUGCCGUUUGCUGCUCAUCAGUAUCUAAGGGUUGGAAAUGAAACCUUUAAAACUUGAAUCUAGUAAGAACGGUCUUUAAUUAAAUUUAACUUUCUAAGGGACUACAAACAAGUUCAAAUACGUAUCUAAGUGGUAACGGGUUACGAGUUUGCUUGAUGAACCUAGCCAGUGGCUGUACACUGCACUCAUUUAUAUUUUUGGUACAUGGUAUAAUGUGCUAAAGCAGAAUUAAUGAAUUCGGAACAAUGCCCAUUAUUUGCUCAAUAUUCAUUUUUUUCCUAUUUCUCUGUUAAAUAUACAUAAAUAAAGAUGGAACUUCAAAAUAAAUCAUAACUUAAAGUACAUGAAUAUUUACUUGCCUAUAACAUGUAUCUGGUAUAUGUCCACGUGUAUAAGAACGUUUCAGUAAAGGUCAUCAUCCAUUGUUAUUUUAAUUUAAGGUGAUAAAUUUCUAAAGAAUUGAUAUCAAUGAACAUAUCUUGCAUCAAUUUGUACCUUUUAAAGUAAAUACUUCGGUUUUACCUAAUGUACAUAAUGGAUAGAUAAUUUCUGCUGUGUAUAAUUUUAUAGCAUGAUUAAUAAUAUAAGACUGUGAUAAUUUAUUAGCAUAAUACAAAUAGCCUACAUUUUAUUUUGGAUUGUUUCUGUGACUCUGCAUUUCUUGGUGUACCUUUGUGAAAUAUCCAUAUGUUUCAAAUAUCCUAUUGUUAGAAAUGCAAAAUUCCUAAGUACAUAUGACCCCAUAUCUUGCGAAAAUGGUCUUUAAGACAUAUCAAAAUAGUGUAUCAGUAGCUCCGGAGUAUCUGUAUGGUGUAUACUCUGGUGAGGAGUCAUAAUGUCUGCUAACGGGGCCAGGAAACUUUGUGUGACUUUAUAGCGGUCAGGGUAGAUCCUGAUCAGACUGCAUGAAGCUACAGGCUGGUCUGGAGCUACGCUGGCCCCAUAUGGAAUAAGACCCAGUUUUGCACAAUGCGACUCAUAUGUGACUAUUCACUAAAUCACCACAAUUAUUUAAGAGGAGGUAAGUGAUUUUCUUUCCUGGGCACAUAUGUAGCUGAUCAAUAAUUAUUGAUUUAAACUUUAUAAAGUUAUUCUUAUACAAUUUGUAGAGCUAGUUUUUCCAUCUGUGAUAUUUCUUUAUAGGAUGAACAUGUAACUCGAUUUAGUUAUUGAACACUGUUUUGUGAAAAUUGUGCUUUUUUAUUUUUAUAUUUACCAGAAGUUUUAAUUUUAACUGCUUCAGAGACUUUGCUUUUAUCUGUUGUAGUUUUCAGUUUUUAGCCGGAUUUUUUUUUGAAAAAAUCUCGGCUUAUAGAUUGAUGUUGUCGGGCAGGCGGGCGGACGGGCGGGGUGGCGGCGUGCUCGAAAAUGUUAAAGUUCUUAUUUCAUGGUAUAACUUUGGUAUGCUUGGACCUUGAGUCUUCAAACUUGACAUGAAGGUUGGCCAGGAUUAACAGAUGACCACUGGUCAUUUCAAGGUCAUUCAUUUGAAGGUGAAGGUCACUGUGACCUUCAAUAUAAAAAUGUUAAAGUUGUUAUAACUUUGGUAUGCUUGGACCUAGAGUCUUGAAACUUGACAUGAAGGUUGGCCAGAACUAGUAAGUAACCACUGGACAUUUCAAGGUCAUUCAUUUGAAGGUCAAGGUCACUGUGACCUUGAAUGUAAAAAUGUUAAAGUUGUUAUAACUUUGGUAUGCUUGGACCUAGAGUCUUGAAACUUGACAUGAAGGUUGGCCAGAACUAGUAAGUAACCACUGGACAUUUCAAGGUCAUUCAUUUGAAGGUCAAGGUCACUGUGACCUUGAAUGUAAAAAUGUUAAAGUUCUUAUUUCAUGUUAUAACUUUGGUAUGCUUGUACCUAGAGUCUUCAAACUUGAAAUAAAGAUUGGCCAGUACUAGAAGAUGACCACUGGUCAUUUCAAUGUCAUUCAUUUGAAGGUCAAGGUCACUGUGACCUUAAAUGUUAAAAUUGUUAUAACUUUGGUAUGCUUGGACAUAGAGUCUUCAAACUUGACAUGAAGGUUUGCAAGCACAUUUAUGUGUCCAAUCUAUCUGCUAGAACUGGUGUGAUAGAAACCUUUUGGAGUGAUCAUAAGGCUGUCUGGAUUUCUGUGUAGGUAUGUGAAAGCAAAACAAUAAAUAGUAUUAUUUCAUCUAAGUUUAUUUUCUUACAUUUGAUAAUGAAAUUGAUGGAAACUUCAAACAAUAUGUUACUAAUUUGCUAAUAAAAAAAUUGAGAUCAAACUUUCCUAAUUGUCAAUUCAAGUUCAUAUU